This is a messenger RNA of Hordeum vulgare subsp. vulgare (domesticated barley), 2020 nucleotides long. RefSeq names its product translation initiation factor IF-2-like. Bases 128 to 1588 code for a protein of 486 amino acids. Gene Ontology annotation, cellular component: mRNA cleavage and polyadenylation specificity factor complex. Lineage: Eukaryota; Viridiplantae; Streptophyta; Magnoliopsida; Poales; Poaceae. Gene Ontology annotation, biological process: mRNA alternative polyadenylation. The transcript has 2 exons. Gene Ontology annotation, molecular function: mRNA binding. The record is from RefSeq and is a predicted model, not a curated record.
UCUCUUCUCUGAGCUCAAACCAAACCAGAGUCGCCGUCCGCCAGAGUUUAACCCAACCAACCAACCAACCAACCAAAGCACGCACGCUAAACCCCCACUCCUCCUCGUAGCUAGCGCCUCCAUCUCCAUGGACGCCGGCGGCGAGCUCAAUGCGGCCGACGGGGAGCCGAUCGGGGCCAUCCAGUACGCCCCCUCCCCCAGCGACAUCUUCGACGACGACUGCGACGACCUCUACGGCGACGUCAACCUCAGCUUCCUCCCCCUCCCGCCGCUCUCCCCUUCCCCUUCCUCCCCUCCCAAGACCCCCUCCCCCGGCCUCUCCAUCCCGUCCCCGUCCCCGUCCCCGUCCCCGUCCCCGUCUCCAACCCCGCGCCGCAAUCCGUCCCCCAAGCCGCACCCCGAGCCCCAACAAAACCCCACCCCGCAGCACCAACCGCCGCUUCCUCUGCAAAAACCGCCCAGCCCGCGACAGCCAAAAGCACCCACCUUCCGGCACCCGCCGCCGCGGCGCGCGUCGGGGCACUCUACGUCGUCGUCGUCGUCGUCCACCGCGGCACUCUACAUCGGCGACCUGCCCUGGUGGACGACGGACGCCGAGGUGGAGGCCGCGCUCGCGCCGCACGGCGCGCUCGACGGCCUCUACUUCUACGCCGACAAGUGCUCUGGCAGGUCGCGCGGUUCCUGCCGCGCAGACUUCCUCCGCCCGGCCGCGGCCGCCUCGGCGGCGGCCGCGCUCCACGGGCGCGUCUUCGACGGGCACCACUGCGUCGCCUCGCUCUCCUGUCCGCCCGAGCUCCGCCGCCUCGGUCCUGACCCCGACGCCUCGGCACCGGCCCCGGUCCCAGCCCCAGCCCCGAACCCCACCCUAGGCUGCGGCGGGAACGCGAGCAGCGUGACAGCUGCCCGGGGCAAGGUGGGGUAUUUGGGCGAUGGGUCGGCUGUGGGACCCAUGGCUCCCCGGCCGCGCCAGUUCGCUGCGAUGAUCGGAGGCGGCGGCGGGUUCCCGUCGUCGGUCGGGCAGUACAAUGCGGGGAUGGGCCCUGAUGCGAUGCCUCCCAUGGUGCCGCCCCAUGUGAACCCGGCAUACUUGGCAGCCAGCAGAAUGGCAAUGGGUGGCGCUGGCACAGGGAUGUGGCAUAAUCAGGGGAUGGCCGGGGGCUUAUGGGGUGGGCUGCAGCCAUGGAAUUUUGGAGGCUGUGACAUGUCAUGGCAGCAGCAGCAGCAGCAACAACAACACCGGCAGGCGCAGCAGUACCGGAAUGGGAAUCGGGGCUAUGCAAAAGUGCGUGGCACCGGGCAGGGAAGACCAGGUGGUAGGAAUCAGGACAGGGACAUUGGCAAUGUGAGGGGCAACCCAGAUAGGAGGCAGUAUGGCCAUGGCGGCGGCGGUGAACGGCCCAGGGAGAGGGACCGGCAUCGGGAGUAUGUCCUGGAGAGGGAAAGGGGGCGUGAGAGGAACUGCAUUGAGAAGGAUCGGCACCAGCAGUACGCUGAACACGAUGACUGGGAGAGGCGUGGCCGGACAAGAUCAAGGAGCCAGUCAAGGGACAGUGAUGAUGAUGGUGAUCAUCCGAGAAGGCGGCGCUGAUUGUGCGCAACCUGCCGGCUAAAUGGCAUGCUAUUUCAACCUUUGGCGUCCCUGCUCGGCCACUUCUGCUCUGCCCAGAGUAGAUGCGGACACAAGGCUUACUCGGUAGUACUAUGAACUAUGGUCAACUUACUACGAAAGAAUUAAUUGAGAGAUAGACAUAACUGGACAUAUUAUCUUUUGCACUCCAUAUUUAAAUAUAACUUAUGGCACUUAACUCGGGGAACCAUUCUAAGAUAGUGGUCCUACAUUUGGCCUGAAUGAUCGUGUGUUGCGCUUAACUCGAGGAAUAUAUUUGGAAAACUGUUGUAAUCACAGUGUACGUCCGUCUGUAGUCAGCAGUCUGUGGUUUAGCUUUGUUUCAUGUGAUGCAGAGUAUGUUUGAGAUGGUUACGAUCCUAGUGAUUUUGCUUAUGGUUGUUUGGUCACCCA